Strongylus vulgaris is the source of this 452-nucleotide messenger RNA. The record is from the annotation of a GenBank genome assembly. NCBI's taxonomy places the organism in Eukaryota, Metazoa, Nematoda, Chromadorea, Rhabditida, Strongylidae.
AUGAAGGAGUUAGCAAAUCCUGUAAAUCCCACGAUCUCUUGUGCUAUCCGAAAAUUGUCGAUUGAUUUAGAAGAGAAAGCAUGGAAGGUAGAAGAAAUGCAAUGCAAGCGACCAGCCUACAACAACUCAAAAGCUUCUAUGCAGACAGUGCAUUAUUCGCGAAUGGAUUAUUUUGAGGACGAAUGGUUUGAAUUCACUGCCGAACCUAUUCUUCCCUGGUGGGAGGUAGCGCUACCAAUUAACAUGUUGCUAUCGGUUCUCAUAUUGAGUGCACUUCUGUGCACCCUGACAAGAGAAAAUGAGCAGAUUGAAGAAGAGGAAGACAUUCAAGGAUACGAGGGUAUCAGAAAAGUAAAAUGGCAUUUGGAUGAAGAGAUACUUGUCGAGGCAAAAAAAAUUUUCAAGACUGAAAAUUUGAGUUCUCCCACACAGGGAAAGGUGAGUAAUUGAAA